AUGCUAAUAUAUAUUUUUAAUAGUACAUACAUCAUUUUUUUCGAACAAAAAAUGGUAGAUAAAUCAUAUUGGUCUCGAAAUAUGCAUCGGUUGACUUUGCUAUUCUUUUUUUUCUUCAAAUUUGUCGGUCUUGCCACAUUUUCUUUAAAUAAUCAGAAAAAUUUAAACAAGAAGAACUCAAAAAAUACCAUGUUUUUUAUCAGUUCUAAACUGGGAAUACUUUACAACUUGUUUGGCAGCUGUCUAAUAAUCGUAUUGUGUUUCUACUCGAUACCACUUAUACUCCGUUCAAAUUAUAUUCACAAAACAAUUGUUACAAAUAUCAUAGAAAUUUUCAUAAUAAUAUUAGGCUCUUUUGUUAUGAUUUCAACUUUAUUAUUUUAUUGUAUAUUUCAAUCAGUUAUCGUAAAAAUUGGAAAUUAUUUAAUUAAUAUUGAGAAUGUGUUGCGUCACUUGCAACAACCAUUAAAUCGAAAAAACAUUUUUAAUGUUUUAUUUCUCAUCUGUUUAUUUAUGUUAAUCUUAUUUAUCAUUCUCUUGAUUACUGAAAUCAAAAGUUUCAAUCCUGAACCAAUAGAACUAAUUGGAAAUAUUAUACCUUUGAUCUUUGUAGCUUUGCUUUUCAUUCAAUAUUUUUUUGUGCUUAAUUUAAUAUAUGCAAUUUUUGUAAAAUUAAAUUGCAUUAUACAAAGCUUUUGUCGAAGUAAAUACGAUGAUAUAAAUUUAAAAAUUUUGAAUCAGACUCGAUGUGUGUUCAUGAGUUAUUCAAGAAUUCAUCUUUUUAUUCAAAUUCGAGACAUUUACGAUCAUCUUUGCGAUAUUUCCAGAGAAGUUUCAGACUUUUAUUCUUUUUCUAUUCUCAUAGCACUCUUUUUUAUUUUUUUGUUAAUAUUAUUCAACUCUUAUUAUCUUUUUUUACUUUUUAACGGUGGGUUCAAUUUUUUACUUAUUACAAAUUCCAUAAUUUGGAUAAUAUUGCCAUUGUCUCUUCUUGCUUUGCUAACUUCGAAAGUAACCAAAGUAAUAAAUGAGAUCGAAAAAACUGGAUAUAUUAUACAUGUAUUGUUAAAUUAUACGAUCGAUCGAGAAACAAAAAUAGAGCUCGAACAAUUUUCACUUCAAUUGUUACAUCAAAAAGUGAAGUUUACAGCGAAUGGAUACUUCACAUUAGAUAAUACUCUUUUUCAUUCGAUGAUUAAUACAGUAACCACGUAUAUGGUGAUUUUGGUUCAAUUUCAAAUGGAAACUUCGAGUGAAAAUGCUAAAUUCUGUAAUUGCACGCAACGCACAUUAUAAAACACAGUUAUGUUACAAAUUGAAUACUGUUUCGAUUUUUGAUACUUAGAAAUAAGAUGAGAAGAGAGGAUACAUAGGAAAUUUAUAGGGACAUGUAUAAGAAUUCAUUUCUCCGUUUUAUCCAAAAACGUUUAUAGAUAAAUAUAAAAACAUUAAAUAUGUAAAAUAAAGAUAAAUUGAGAGAAAUGAAUUUUAUUGAUAAUCAAUACUGUACUUCUUUUUUUUUCUUUUCUUUUUUUUUUUUUUUUUUUUUUUUUUUUUUUUUUAAUCAGAAUUUAUCAGCAAUUCCGUUAAAGAGGACUAAUACAUCGAUUGCAUGCAUGGCAGCGAAUUAUAUGAUUGCAGCUGAUUAUAUACAUUGUUGCUCGCAAUGAGUCUUCUCGCUUGUAUGUGUUUGCACACCAAUAAUCAAUCACAAUUGUGUGCAAUUUGUUUAUCCUUUAUAUAUCCAAGUACAUACUGCUUAAUUAUUAACAAAAUUAUUCAUUACAUACUUUUCUAUUCAUGAUAAAAUGAUAUCGAGAAUGAUGAACUUUAAUAUAUAUAUAUAUAUAUAUAUAUAUAUAUACAAAACAAAUUGGUAAUAAAACCUAUAUAUUUGAUGCUAUAUGAUUACUAUGCUUAAAUUUAUAUUUCUAUGCUUUCAACUUCGAUCGAUCAUCAUUAUUUUUGAAAAAUCUUUGGUAUUCCAUUGUGAUUAUGCUGGACUAGAUCUUCUAAAUAAUGCACAAUAUACACUUACGAUAUUUUUAUAAAAAAGACGCAGUAAACAUGUUUGCGAUUUUUAUAAAAUAUGCAAAUUAAACGUUACUAUAUGCAAUUAAUAUAUUAUCUAGCAGAAUAUCGUUUCACAUCUCUUCAUCAUUUUAUUAAUUUUUUACAUGUAUCUUUUAAAGAAGAUACAUUUCAUUUAUCUCGCACAUGAUAUACAAAAUGGUGUUUUUUUUGGUGUAUCUUUAAAACAAAAGGCGUAAAUAACGGUCUUUCUCAGUGGAAAAUCUAAUCACAACCAGUUAAUACUUAAGCAGCGAUUUAACGAACAUAUUUCUUAAAUCAUCAUCAGAAAAGUUCGCGUAUAGCUCCAAUUAAUGACUUCUUUCCCAUUGCGAGCGUAUACAGAACUGCAGAUGAUUUUUUUUCUUAAAUAUAUACAAACACACGUAACAUCAACACGAACGAUUGCCUUGUUUCGUACUUUGUUGUAAUUAUAUCAAUGGAAAUGUUCCAAUAUAUGUUGUAUGAGGAUGAGGCUUAUUAAUGCCCCUUAUCAUUCUUAUGUCAUUUAAUUUACAACGUUUUUUUCACGAAAUACAAAGAAUUCAAUCGUUCUUCAUUUAUCGAUUUAUCACGCAAUUUUCGACUAUAUUUGUAAAGCCUUGGAAAUUUAACGUGUAUAAUAAUUUGAUAACGUGUCAUUUGAAAAAUAUCGUAUUAAAUAUUCUCUUUUAAUCUUCUCACACUAAUCGUCUCGCUUCCAUCGAUCGGGUCGAAAAUCGAAGAAGAAAAAUGACAACUUAUUCGUGCAACGAUCCGCAUAAAUUUUUAUUUAAAUUUUUAAAAAUCAAGAUCGUUACACUUACUAUGUGAAAGACUGCAGUAUGAUAAAAAUCUCAUUGUUCGUUUCCCUUUCUUGAAAAAAA
Messenger RNA from Apis dorsata (giant honeybee), 2936 nucleotides. RefSeq names its product putative gustatory receptor 28a. Lineage: Eukaryota; Metazoa; Arthropoda; Insecta; Hymenoptera; Apidae. Gene Ontology annotation, cellular component: dendrite; axon; neuronal cell body. Gene Ontology annotation, biological process: sensory perception of taste. The record is from RefSeq and is a predicted model, not a curated record.